GCACAGGUGUGGCUGCUUAAGGGGCUGUGCAAGCUCUGUCAGCUCGCGGCAGAGCUGCUUCGGCCCCGCAGGUGUCCCUUGCACUAACGAACGCGUCCUGGCUCCUCCCGGCUGGGUUCUGCCUGUCCCCGGCAGGCGCCGGCCCCACAAAACGCCGCCAUCAGAGGCACCCAAACCUGCGCUUGCCUUGCGGGCUUCAGGUGCAUACCCGCAGAGGUGUGCCACGUUCGAGCAGCGGGACAGGGCGGAAAACGGGAGUGGGAAGGUCUGAGCAGACCCUGUCCGCGGACAGACGGCAGCUGCGCAGGCAGUGUGGUACGGGAGGCGUUCGUGUUCAGCGCUCUCCAGAAGCAGCUCUCGCACUUGCGGCAUUCGGUUUUUGGCUUUUAUCUAAUUGCUGUUUUUUUUAAUGCCUGAUACAAUUCCUCAUCGUUCUGCCUCUCCAUCUGCGUGUGCCUGCGGACGAGCCGCCGGUAGCCCCGAGCGGCCCGGCCCUGCCUCCGAGCCCCGCGUUGUCAGGGCAGCGGCGGCGGCGUCGCUCGUCCGGCGCCAUGAGCAGGAAGAGGACGCAGCAGCUGGUGGACUCCCUGGGCAGGGCCUCCAAACACUUUUCUAAAGGCGAGGUGGAGUGCCUGGUGAAGCUCUUCGAUGCGCUGGUGGCCGAGUCCAGGAGCCACUUUGCUGCGGUCGGCUUCGACUGUAACAUGUUCCGAGAUGUCCUGUACAGAAUGUUUGGCAUGAUGGAUGAUGUGAUGAUGGACAGAGUGUUCCGCACGUUUGACAGAGACAACAACGGCUGCAUCAGCGCGGAGGAGUGGGUGGGAGGCUUGGCAGUGUUUCUCCGGGGGACGUUGGAAGAAAGGAUUAAAUAUUGCUUUGAAGUUUAUGACCUGAAUGGUGAUGGCUACAUUACAAGAGAUGAAAUGUUCCAAAUGCUGAAGAACAGCCUUCUCAAACACCCAUCAGAAGAUCCUGAUGAGGGAAUUAAGGACUUGGUUGACAUAGCACUGAAGAAAAUGGACUAUGAUCACGAUGGGAAGCUUUCCAUUGUGGACUUUGAAAAAGCAGUCAGAGAUGAAAAUCUUCUCUUGGAAGCCUUUGGACCAUGUUUGCCAGACAUAAAGAGCAGAAUGGCAUUUGAACAGAAAACUUUCCCAGAAACUCGGAAACUCUGAGUGGAGUACUGAAGUGCAAGAGGCUUUUUCUUCACCCUUCUUCAUGGUACAGUAAAACUAGGAAUAGCUGCAAGUUGAAUUUUAGUAUUUCUUUACUAUAGAAAACCACUGAAUAAGUUGAAUUUUACUUCUAUUAUUCUACAGUUCUUCAGAGAGUUAUAAAAUAGUUAUAGGAAGAGGCACACAGGACAGGGUUGUGACAAUCUAGUACACUGGUUUGUUCAUUCCUACAAACAACUGCUACAGAUGGAAAAGGAGUAUAAAACAGUUCUCAUUUUGAGCAUAAAAAUAAAUACUUUCAACUCUAUCCUGUAAAAAAAAUAAAAGGGACUCUUGGGAGAUGCUGCCA
Messenger RNA from Pogoniulus pusillus (Red-fronted tinkerbird), 1524 nucleotides. It is a transcript of the gene CLXN, whose product is annotated as calaxin. The transcript is spliced from 6 exons. Gene Ontology annotation, molecular function: calcium ion binding. NCBI's taxonomy places the organism in Eukaryota, Metazoa, Chordata, Aves, Piciformes, Lybiidae. Bases 552 to 1175 code for a protein of 207 amino acids. The record is from RefSeq and is a predicted model, not a curated record.